This is a messenger RNA of Colletotrichum truncatum, 3396 nucleotides long. RefSeq lists its product as uncharacterized. NCBI's taxonomy places the organism in Eukaryota, Fungi, Ascomycota, Sordariomycetes, Glomerellales, Glomerellaceae. The record is from RefSeq and is a predicted model, not a curated record.
AUGAUCCUUGUUGAUAGCCCCGACCCUGAGGCGAGGGUGUUUUGUUAUACCCCCGUUCCUCCUUCUCCCACCUCCUUUCCGCCAUUUAGCCCUCCGCCGUUCACGACUACGACGGCAUUCAUCUCCCCACCUACGCUCUCACCAAUAUUUCUCCCCUCUUCUUCUUCGCCAAUCUUCGAGUCACCGACGCCAUCGAUAAGCCCUUCUCCGACUUUUGUGACUCCGACGUCGACAAGUACACCGAUUUUCGUAUGUACUACGCCGUCGAGUUCCGUAUUCACUACACCUUCACCGAGCAUUACAUCUACUACACCUUCGCCGAGUUUCGUGUGUACUACACCAUCGUCGAGUGUCUCGCCAACUACCUCCAGCUCAAGAAGUAGCAGUCCACCACCCAUCAGCAGCAGUAGCUCGUCGUCGUCUAUUGUCCUAUCUAGCAGCUCAUCUUCAAGCAUUCCGCCAAGUAGUACACCGCCCUUCAGUACUUCAUCGAGUAUCAUCUCUUCAAGUACACCUAUCAUUAGUUCUAGCAGCACUCCCGACGUCAUUUCAAGUACUUCUUCUGAGAGCUCUAGUAUCGUGGUCUCUUCAAGUUCCUCUGAAAUACUUUCAGAGAGCAGCUCGAGUGUCAUUAUCAGCAGUUCCAGUUCAGAGAUUAUAUUUAGCGACUCAUCUACUCAGCUGCCCUCUGAAUCAAGCACUCAAACGCCAGCUGUCACUUCGGAAUCAAGCAGCAUCCCGCCUACCGUAACGUCGGUAUCAUCCAGUCAGCCGCCUGUUACCACAACACCGACGUCGUCUCGCAGUGCUACCUCUGCUACUACUCCAUCGGUUUCUCCUUCACCUUCGGUGACCCCGUCUGUGUCUAGGCCUAGCCAAUCUACCACUCAGAUUCUAUCCCCGAGUGUGUCUCGAAGCGUCACUUCAGGGAGCCCGUCUGUAUCCCAACCGACAGUAUCGUCUCCCACUAUUAUCCCUUCCAUCAGCCUAUUGUCCGGCUCGCAAACACCCCAGACGAGCCCUACUCAAAGCACGAUUCCAACAUCGGGAACUCCUAGUAUCUCGAGCCCUGCGGCUUCGGAAACCCCGUUAUCCAACAUACUGUCCCCCACCGUUUCGCCAUCUGGCUCACCUACUGUGAGUCCUAGUAUCUCUGGGACUCCUUUGACUCAGUCUCCAGGCUCUACCCAGUCUCCAGGCUCUUCUCAGUCUCCGGGCUCUACCCAACCAACUGCAUCCAUACCAUCAGCGUCCAUUUCAAGUGGAAGUGUUCCCUUUGCGUCCAACACUCCUCAGUCGGCAACCACUGGGCCUUCCGAGACCCCUUCCGCGCUUUCGGCCACUGAAACACCAACGGCCAGUCCUACGGGGUCCGAGACUGUUCAGAGUGUGCCAUCUGCGACCAACUCUGCCUCUGGGAGUAUCACAGCACUCUCUGCCCUUUCGGAGUCAACGCCUGCGACUGCCUCAAACACGGUGUCACCCCUCAGUCAGGAAUCGGCGUCGAAUUCUGUCACUCAAGCUUCUGCUUCCAACUCAGCUACACCGCUGCAGAGCCAAAGUGAUACUCAGACUCCCGCUACAUCAGCAUCUCCCAGCGCAAACACUCUUGAGACGCCGUCACAAUCUCUGUCUUCGAAUCCCACACAAACUAACCCUUCUGCGUCUGCUACGAAUCCUACAGCGACCCCUCCCUCUGCUAGCGCUCCAUCAGCAACAAACACACAGUCUGCCUCAGCAACAGCGUCGGCGACAGCGUCAGCUACUCAAAGCGCCUCCAUCUCCGCGAGCGCCACAGAGUCCACCGCGUCAGCUUCAGAGUCGGCUACCGCUUCCGCUUCGGAAUCAGCCCCAGUUCGCGCCGCGGAAACCCCGACGGAAACAACGUCUGAAAACAAGCCAACAGACACAGUAGCUCCCCCGGUCCCCGACACAAACCAAGUCACAGUCCAACAGGCGGUCGUGGCAAACUUUGUCCCAAUCAUCCUCAGCCGAGCCUUCGUCUUCGCGCUUAACACCGCAUACACCCCUAUCGCCGCCUUUGAGCCUAUACGUCAGCUUAUGACUGAUGGAGGAGCCUCAGGCGCAGCGCUUGCCGGCUCUGCCAUCAGUCUCGCUCCCAUUGCCGCUAGCUUUUUUAUCGCCGACAUUGGCAGCGCGGUGUCUGUCGAAGCAGUAACCCCCGACGCGUGGUGGUGCGACGCACCAGUCACACCUACAAACCUCACGCCCUGUCCUCCCCGUCUCAGCGUUAACACCUGGGCGAUAAGCAUAAUGACAGCCGGCCUGGCCACCGUCGCAUUGUCUCUUAUCUUUAUCAUCGGACUCUGGUUCAAGACACCCUCCCGCAUCAGUGUCGAUACAACAACCAUCUCCGGCGUCGCUACGGUCAUGGGCCACCCGCAAGUCGAGCGGGACUUCGGUGCCAUCCCAUCCAACAUGACGCACACGCAGCUCGCAGUCCAUCUCAAAGACAAGAGAUUCACGCUCGGCACCUUCCUCUCCUCUCGUGGCGAGGAGUUUGGUCUCGUUCCCAUUCUAUCCAGGGCGAACCAGGCCCCCUCCCUCAUUCAACGCCUCGAGUCCAGCGCCGUCGAGAAGAAGGCCAACCUCACGCCAGCGGCCCCAUGGACACGCAUCCGCUUUGUCAUCGACCUCCUCUUCGUCGGCUUCCACGUCGGGCUGCUGGCUUUCGCCAUCGCGGCCCUAGCAAACGUGAAUCACCCCCGCCGCAUGUUCUCUUACACCACUCGCGCACAGACAAUCGGCGUGCGUAUAGGAAUCAGCCUCAUAGGCAUCUUCAUGGCCAAGUACUGGACUCUCGUGUUCGCCGACGCGCAGAACUUUUCGCCGUACAGCCGUAUGCACGCCAAGCCAUCCCGUGCCAAAGACACGAUUCUGAGGAAGAGCUUCGCCGUCCCUCUGUUCGCCAUCAUCCCCUUUGCGAAGAUGGGAUACAUCAUCCCCGCCGCCAUAGCCUUUGCCGCUCUCAUGGCCGAAUUCUUCGUCGUGGUCAUUAGCGGUCUCCCCUGGCGACCUGGCCAGCUCCGCGGGGAGUACAUCUUCUGCAGCGUCAUGUGCUUGUUCAUGACGAUCUCUAUGCUCAUCGUCCAGGGGCUGGUAUUUUACUGGCGCGCGAACUUGCCCCCGCUACCUCGUAGACCGGACUCCGUCGCUGCGGUCAUGACGUACGUCGCUGAUACGUCCAUGAGUCGCGACUUUGAUACCGUGGCGGGCAUGGAGAAGAAGGUCGCCCGCAAAACGAUCAAAGAUAUGGGCAAGAUGUACGGGUAUGGUUUGAGGGUCGAAGAGGAUGGGAGACAGAGAUGGGUUGUUGAUGAGGUUGCGACGGGUUAUGAGGGCUCUAGACAGCGGAGUCCCGAGCAUGUGGCAUAA